UUCCACCAGGGAUGUGUCUCUGCAGGCUUGGAGGGGUCAUUUUUAUUCCUAAGGGGGUAUUUGAGAAUUCGGGUAAUACAGCCACGGCAGCACAACAGCGUACUGCUUUAAUAAAGCCGACCACCUCCCAGCUAUUUCUGCAUCCUCCUUCACAGCUCACCUACAGCAACACGCAGAACCUGACGGCUGCCAGUUGCAGCAAGUCCGGUACCGGGGGCCAGAGCUCUCAGUCGGCCACCCCUGCUCUAAAGAGAGUCGUCGGCCAACAGAAGCACCGAGGCCGUGGCUUUCCUGGGGAGGAACCGAAGUGCAGCAGGCGCUACGUGCCUUGCCCCAGAGACCCAAGAAGGUCACGCCAGAGCCCGGAGCUCCCGCACCCCAAGCCUGACCUCGCGUCGCUCACUCGCCCCGUGCCUGAGAGCACCCUAGAAGGCACUGCUUGUUUUUCUACCGUCUGUUCCAGAGAAAUCCAGCUGGUAGAGGAGCGCAGCGCCGUGAUUUAUUCGAGAGCUCCCUCGUACCCGCCCGAAGGUCUCGCCGCCGGGGGAGGAGGGGGAGCGGGAGGCUGCGCUCCCCGGCGGCGGCUCCGGCGGCGCCCGCCCGCGCCCCGGCACCCAGAGGAACUACAAUUUAGCGGCAGACAGUUGGACACAGUAAUAAACCGAAGAGUGGCCAGCAAAGAGCGGGCGAGCGAAACGAGAAAGCACAAAGACUUAAACCCGAGCCGCCUCCUCCUCCUCCUCCUCCUCCUCCUCUUUCCCCGGCUCUUUAUUUGCACAUUUACUAAAGACUUUAGAGAAAGAAAAAAAAAAUCAAAAAAACAAAAACCAAAACGAAAACAAACAACAAACCCCACUCCGCCAAAUCUACGAGAUUUUUGGUCCGCCGGGGGGGGGGGGUUUCUCCGUGCCGCCGAGCACGGCAAUGCCUUAAAUUUCCACUUCAAGGAAUAACCCCCCCGCUCCCCCCAAAUAAAAUAAAAUCAAUAAACCUGC
Molecule: messenger RNA, 995 nt
Organism: Tyto alba (common barn owl)
Lineage: Eukaryota; Metazoa; Chordata; Aves; Strigiformes; Tytonidae
Exons: 2
Coding region: 12-953 (313 amino acids)
Source: RefSeq, a predicted model, not a curated record